AAAAUCAUAAUCGGGUCGAGAAAUAAAGUGAACAACGAUAAGGCCGUUAACGAAAUAAGACGUCGUAAUCCCGGCGCUAAUAUAACGGCUCUAACACUGGACUUAUCGUCCCUUAAGUCUGUUCGCGAGUUCGCCCAACAAAUCGCCGAAAGCGAGUCCAAAGUGGAUAUACUGGUCAACAACGCCGGCGUUCCCGUAGUUCUCGGGCCGCCACAGGAGACCGUCGACGGCUAUGAACUGCAUUUGGGGGCAAACUAUUUGGGUCACUUCCUAUUAACUAUGCAUUUGUUGCCAUUAAUGCGACGGUCUGUGAGCGCACGCGUCAUAAAUGUGAGCGCGAAUUGGCACGUGUUUAGCAAAAUACGUUUGAAUAACAUGAACCUCCGUAACGGCGCCUACACUGCGGCAAAGGCUCACUUGCAGUCCAAACUGGCACUGGUGUUGUUCACCCGAGAAAUGGCCAACCGGUUGGGUGGUCCACAUAGUAUGGUCAAGACGUACGCCAUUAACCCGGGUAUUGUCAAAACGAGACGCGUGGAUAAUAUUGUGGUCAGAUUUAUCAAGGCAUUAAUAGCUUUGCGUAUUGAGAUGGGACCGCAAACCUACCUGUACUGCGCGCUGGCUGAACAGCUCGAAAAUGAGUCGGGGCAUUAUUAUGAUAACUGUCGACGAGUGCGACGAAUGCCCGGUAAUGCCGUCGACGAUCAAACGGCUCACGAUUUGUGGGAAUUGAGCGCAGAUUUCGUGAAACUCGAGCCUCAGUACAAGAUUUGA
This is a messenger RNA of Oppiella nova, 774 nucleotides long. Lineage: Eukaryota; Metazoa; Arthropoda; Arachnida; Sarcoptiformes; Oppiidae. The record is from the annotation of a GenBank genome assembly.